AUGGAAAUGGACAGAUCUAAGUGUGGGCCUGCAGUUCUUAAAAUAACACAGACCCUGAAGCCUAGCAGAGCUCAACUGGGCCAGUUUCUCAGCUUCUUCAGGCAGGGGAACAUCUCCUGGGCAUGCCCUGGACUCAGUGCUUCCCUGCUCCAUUGUUUCCCAGAUUACAUGGUUCUCCUGACUGACAAGUACGGCCCAGGCAACCGCCCGGAUGAUAUGAGAUCAAGACCGCACCAUCACCCCCAGACCAGUGACAGAGCUGUACUUGGGUGCCAGGGCCAGGAGGCCUUGGUGUGUAAGUGA
Rangifer tarandus platyrhynchus (Svalbard reindeer) is the source of this 303-nucleotide messenger RNA. The record is from the annotation of a GenBank genome assembly. NCBI's taxonomy places the organism in Eukaryota, Metazoa, Chordata, Mammalia, Artiodactyla, Cervidae.